Molecule: messenger RNA, 1422 nt
Organism: Auxenochlorella protothecoides
Lineage: Eukaryota; Viridiplantae; Chlorophyta; Trebouxiophyceae; Chlorellales; Chlorellaceae
Product: Ribosomal protein S12 methylthiotransferase RimO
Exons: 9
Coding region: 1-1422 (473 amino acids)
Biological process (GO): tRNA modification
Cellular component (GO): cytosol; cytoplasm
Molecular function (GO): 4 iron, 4 sulfur cluster binding; aspartic acid methylthiotransferase activity
Source: RefSeq, a predicted model, not a curated record
AUGGCCACACAUUAUAAGGGAGGGCUGUGGCUGUCGCCGUCGCCCUCUGGCACCCACCUCCGAAAUGGGGACUGCUUUCGUGUGUCUCUGGGCUGCCCGAAGAACACGGUGGACAGUGAGGUGAUGCUGGGCAACCUGGAGCGCUCGGGCUUCUCCGUCGUGGACGACCACGAGUCGGCCGACGCCAUCGUCAUCAACACCUGUGCCUUUGUCGAGGACGCCAAGGCAGAGUCCCUGGAUGCCAUCAUGGAGGCCACCCAGCUCAAGGCGGAGGGCGGCGCUGUCCAGCGAGUCGUCGUGACUGGCUGCCUGGCCCAGCGGUACGCCGAUGACCUGGCAGCCCAGCUGCCCGAGGUGGACUUGGUGGUGGGGUUUGAGCGAUAUGCCGACCUGGCGCAGAACCUGCACGACGUCCUGGGCGAAGCGGCGGGCGCCACGCAGACCGCGGUGCAGGUUGGCAGCCCCACAUUUUCGCCCUUUCCCGAGGAGACGCAGCGCCACCGCCUGACGCCCCGCCACACCGCCUACCUGCGGGUGGCGGAGGGGUGCAAUCACGCGUGCACCUUCUGCGCCAUCCCAGGUUUCCGGGGGCGCUUCAGGAGCAAGCCGCCGGGCCUGAUCCUGGAGGAGGCCCGGGCGCUGGUCGCGGGGGGCGCCCUGGAGCUCAACCUCAUUGCAGAGGACACCAAUCAGUAUGGCCAGGAUCGCCGCGGCGGGACCGGGUUGGCCGGCCUGCUGGCAAACCUGGCCGAGAUCCCGGGGCUCAGGUGGAUCCGCAUCCUGUACGCCUACCCCUCCUACUUCACCGAGGACCUCAUCCAGGAGAUCGCCACCAACCCCAAGGUUUGCAAGUACAUCGACAUCCCGCUGCAGCACAUCAACAACCUGGUGUUGCUGUCCAUGAACCGGCCGCCGGCGGACCACACGCUGCGCCUGCUGGGCACGCUGCGGGAUUGCAUCCCGGAUCUCGCGCUUCGCACCACCUUCAUUUCCGGGUUCCCUGGGGAGAGCAAGGGGGCACACGAGGAGCUGGCAGAGUUCUCCGACUCAUUUGGGUUCCAGAGGGGCGGCGCCUUUGCCUACAGCGAGGAGGAUGGCACCCCCGCCGCUGGCUUUCCUGAGCAGAUCCCCCAGGAAGUCAGAGAGGAGCGGCGGGAUGAGCUCAUGUCCAUCCAGCAGAGGAACAGCAUUGCGUUUGCCGAGAGCCUUGUGGGCAAGGAGAUUGAUGUGCUGGUGGACGGGAUCGGGGAGGGCGGGGAGCUGCUGGGCAGGACACAGUGGGACGCCCCCGAGGUAGAUGGCCAGGUGUACCUCCUCACCCCCCUUGACCCCGGCGUGGCCCCUGCCGAGGUCGGCCAGAUGCGGCGGUGCAGGGUGGUGUCCUCCUGCAUCAUGGACAUCGAGGCCGAACCCAUUGCCUGA